This is a messenger RNA of Perognathus longimembris pacificus (Pacific pocket mouse), 2479 nucleotides long. It is a transcript of the gene Themis2, whose product is annotated as thymocyte selection associated family member 2. Gene Ontology annotation, biological process: T cell receptor signaling pathway. The transcript is spliced from 6 exons. The coding region runs from base 30 to 2066 and encodes 678 amino acids. The record is from RefSeq and is a predicted model, not a curated record. NCBI's taxonomy places the organism in Eukaryota, Metazoa, Chordata, Mammalia, Rodentia, Heteromyidae.
UGCUGUGUGCGCACCCAGCGGCGGGCACCAUGGGCACCAGGGAGCCGGUGGCGCUGCAGGACUUCGUGCGGGACCUGGAUCCUGCGUCGCUCCCACGCGUGCUGCGGGUCUGCUCCGGAGUCUACUUCGAGGGCUCCAUCUACGAGAUCUCGGGGAGUGAGUGCUGCCUGUCCACGGGGGACCUGAUCAAGGUUACCCAGGUUCACCUCCAAAAGGUGAUCUGUGAGAACCCGGCCACGGGUGAGACCAUGGACCUCGAUCCCACCUUCCCAGGCCUCUUCAGCCCUGUCGUCAGCCUCAGGAGCUACAAGACGCUGGAGGAGAUGGUCCCUGCCCCAGCUCAGAGCCCCUGGCAGCUGCCUGUUUACUUCCUGUUGCCUCACGGCAUGGUCAUGGAGGACGGGGUGGCGGCUGAGGACCGACCGCUCAUGCUGGAGGCCAUGGAGGUGCACCUCAGGACCCGCUGUGCGCGCUGUGUCUACAACGUGGGGCCACAGCAGGUGGUCUUGCACCUGCCUCUGUCCCAGAAGGGGCCUUUCUGGAAAUUGGAGUCUGGAGCCCCCCAAACCCUGCACCAGAUCCUGGAGGACCCUGCUCUGAGGGACAGCAGGCUGAUCUGCGCCAGCCUACCCUGGCCCUCCUUGAUCCUGAAACCCCAGUAUGAAAUCCAGGCCAUCAUGCACAUGCGCAGGACCAUGGUCAGGAUCCCGUCCACCCUGGAAGUGGACGUGGAAGACAUCACAGCCUCCUCCCAGCACAUCCACUUCAUCAAACCCCUGCUGCUCAGCGAGGUCCUGACCCAGGGAGGCCCCUUCCCCCUGCUCACGGAGAUCCUGGAGGUUCCCGAGGGCCCCCCCGUCUUCCUCAGCCCCUGGGUGAGCUCCUUGAGGAAAGGCCAGCGGCUCUGCAUCUAUGGCCCAUCCUCCACGCCCUGGCGGCUCCUGGCCUCCAGCAAGGGCCGGAAGGUGCCCAGACACUUCAUGGUGUCCGGCGCCUACCAGGGCAAGCUGCGGCGGCGGCCGCGCGAGUUCCCCACCGCCUACGACCUCCUGGCUGCUUUCCAGCCAGGCCAGCCCCUCCGCGUGGUGGCCACAAAAGACUGUGAGGGUGCAGAGGAGAACCCCGAAAUCGCCUCCCUGGCUGUGGGCGACCGGCUGGAAGUGUUGGGGUGUAGCCAGGUGUGUGGGGUCCAGGGCCAGGACAUUGACGUGCUGGUGUGCCAGCGGCUGGGCGAGCAGGCCGCAGAGGCCGAGGAGGCAGAGGAUGAAGAGGCCGAGGAGGACCAGGAGCAGAUUCUGCUGCCUCUCUACCUCCCGGGCGGCUUCGUGGAGGAGCUGAACGAUGGCCGGCGCUACGGCCUAACAGAUCUCACUGCCCAGUUCCCGCUGCCCUGUGAGGUCAAGGUGAUGGCCAAGGACCCCAAGCACUUGGAUGACCCUCUGGUCUCCUUCGGGGGCCUGCGGCUGGAGGAGAAGAUCGCAGAGCCCUUCGUGGUGGUGGGGCUGGACUCCCAGCCCGGCCUGUGCUUUGAGAUCCCGCCCCGGUGGCUGGACCUGACUGUGGUGGAGGCCGAGGGGCAGCCAGGCCAGCCGGCCGGGCCUCUGCCCGUGGCGACAGUGGAAGAGCUGACGGACGCCUUCUACUACAGUCUUCGCAAGCUACCAGCUAGUAAGAGCCAAGCCCCACCACCCAGGCCCCCCAAAAGCCAGAGCCUCCGUGAGCAGAAGAAACAGAGCAGCAAGGAGAGAGGGGUAAAGUCUUUGGAAAUCUUGGAAAACCAGCAGACUCCAGCACUGCUCAAACCCAAGGCAAAGAGCUUGCGGGACUCUUUCAAUGACAAAUCAAGUGUAUACAGCAAGAUUGAUGCCUUCACCUCCACGAAGAACCUUGGCACCACCAAGCCCUCUCCCCAGGACAGAGUGGUAAUGAUGGCACCCAAGGCCUCAAGCAUGCCACGCGGGCACUGUACUUUCAAGAGUGGGCCCACGCCCGACCAAGACUCUUUUCUAGAUGUGGAUGCCCACGACUAUGAAGAAAUAGUUGAGCACUUUCGGAAAACUCUCUAGGUGCCAGAGAAACCAUGCAUCUCGGCUGCUGCUCUACACACCUGGGGCAGUCACCCAGAAAUCAGAGCGAGACUGAACAGAAAUGGUUACUACUCCAGCUUCCUUCAGGCUCUAGGUUCCUACCCCUUGGGGCUGUUUUGUUUGGGCUCUACAGGUCACCCCUCAGCCUCAGACAGGUGUCCAGGACAAGCUGGCGGUAGCAGCUAUUUGUUUGGUGGAUAGAGUCCGAGGCCACCAACCUUGAAGCUGGCUCAAUCUCAUCACAAGCCUCAGCCUUGCCUCCUGUUUCAGCCCAGGUUUCAUGCGGGAGACCAGGACUGUUUCUUCAUCUCAGGAACACCUAGCACAGAAAUGGGGCUUGCAUGAAUAACUGGGUCUAUUUGGCUUCAAGAGCAGUCUCAGGGGUUUAGGUC